Messenger RNA from Nannospalax galili (Upper Galilee mountains blind mole rat), 478 nucleotides. Its product is annotated as proline-rich protein 2-like. Lineage: Eukaryota; Metazoa; Chordata; Mammalia; Rodentia; Spalacidae. The transcript has a single exon. The coding region runs from base 23 to 478 and encodes 151 amino acids. The record is from RefSeq and is a predicted model, not a curated record.
UAGUCCAUCCGGGUUCUGCGAGAUGCUGUUUGGCGACUCGUCGCCAUUCCCGGAGCAGCUCGGCCUCGGCCUAGAGGCGAGUGUCGGUCCUGUGUCGGAGACCUGGGUCCCCGGCACUGAGAUAACUAGCCCUCUCUCCUGCCCCGCGGCGGGAGAGCGUGUCCGGCCGGCCGGCGGGGCUCGCGCACCCUCCCUCGUCUCCCCUUCCCGGGCAGCCUCCGCCCCGCCAGGCCCGGCCCGGACCUCCGAGCCCCGGCCUCUUCCUCCUCUCGGUCACCGCCGCCGCUGGGCUCCACGGCCCCGCCCGCCGCUUCUCUUUCUAUUUCGAGAAGCUGAAGAAGGAAACAAGGAAAAAUGUCGCCAUGAAGGCCGAGAACCGCUGCCGCCGCCGACCCCCGCCGGCCCUGAACGCCAUGAGCCUGGCUCCCCGCCGCGCCCGCUCCGCUCCGACCGCCGUCGCCGCCGAGGCCCCAUUUGA